This is a messenger RNA of Hyalella azteca, 3757 nucleotides long. RefSeq names its product metabotropic glutamate receptor 5. Gene Ontology annotation, biological process: regulation of synaptic transmission, glutamatergic; G protein-coupled glutamate receptor signaling pathway. Bases 43 to 2442 code for a protein of 799 amino acids. Gene Ontology annotation, cellular component: postsynaptic density membrane. The transcript is spliced from 16 exons. NCBI's taxonomy places the organism in Eukaryota, Metazoa, Arthropoda, Malacostraca, Amphipoda, Hyalellidae. Gene Ontology annotation, molecular function: adenylate cyclase inhibiting G protein-coupled glutamate receptor activity; G protein-coupled receptor activity involved in regulation of postsynaptic membrane potential. The record is from RefSeq and is a predicted model, not a curated record.
AACGUCUGAUUAAGCGUAGAGCCAGGACUCUUUAAAUUCACUAUGUCUAAGAAAUACGUCAAGAUUCUGGUGUGGAUGCUAGUUGUCUCUUCACUAACAUUCAAGAGCAGCAGCUUUGUGCACAACAAAAGGAAGACAGCGCUGCUGCAAGGGGACAUCCUCAUCGGUGCUCUCGUGCCUUUACACUAUCCGCCCGAUGAGUUUGUGAGAGCGCAGACUUGUGGAGAGAUUCGAGAGCACUACGGCAUCCAGCGCGUCGAGGCAGCGUUCCUCGCGGUUGACGAGAUCAACCGCAACCCCGACCUGCUGCCCAACAUCACCCUGGGCAUCGAGAUCAGGGACUCCUGCUGGUGCUCCUCCAUCGCCCUCGAGCAGAGUUUGGAAUUCAUCCGCAAUGCCAUAUCAGACUCGGACAGCUGCGGAGGCAGCGGCGGGCUCGACGACUCCAGGGACUUCAUCCGACCGAACUGCAAGAAGAACAUCGUCGGGGUUAUUGGCCCCGCGUCUUCCGAAGCAACGAUACAGGUUCAAAAUCUACUGAAGCUAUUUAAUAUCCCGCAAGUUGGCUACUCGGCGACUUCUUCAUAUUUGAGCAAUAAAAAUAGAUUUUCCGAUUUCCUGCGAGUGGUUCCAUCUGAUUACUACCAAGCCCAAGUCAUGGUUGACAUCGUUCACUAUUACAACUGGACAUACGUCUCGACGGUCUACACUGAUGCCAAUGCAAAACUCGAGGAACCCUUGGUUCGAAGAAUUCUGGCAGCACAAAUUCAAAUGCUCACUCCCGGUCAAGGAGACAUUAGAGGGCUUGCCGCCGUGCACUGGCGCCAGCCUGAGCAGUUAACCAGCGCGCUGGCAACCUGCUUUCACUGGUUGCAUACCCUAAUGUCGGAGAACUCAACCGACGCGUUACAUCGCGGAGCGCUUAUCAACUACUGCGGGGGCCUUACCAAGACUCACUUGAUGAACGUAACAUAUCAAUUCCACAACGAUACGGUUUCGUUUGAUGCUAACGGAGACCCCCCAGGCAGGUACGAAAUAUUGAAUUUCCAACGCUUCAAUAACGGAUCGUACGGAUACGUAAGGAUCGGCACUUGGGAUAACGGCACUCUCGAAAUGCAGCAAGGAACCGUCAUGUUCAACAGCCUCAAUGGCCUGCCACCCACGUCUGUGUGUUCCAGUCCUUGUGCCGCUGGUACAGCCAAGUCUUUCCAAAAAACCGGAGAGAAGAUCAAGACGUGCUGUUGGACGUGUCUCGAAUGCGAAGACUCCAAGUAUCUGUUCAAUGAAACCACGUGCUCCGAGUGCCAGCCUUACUUCUGGCCAAAUGUCAACAAAACCGGCUGCGAAGAGAUCAUGGUUGAGCAUCUCUCUUGGGGCGACGACCAGGUCAUUGCGCUGGUUUUGGCUGCGCGGGUUUUGGCUGCGCUGGGAUUUUUGACGACCGCUAUUACGAUGGCUGUCUUUAUCCACUACAACCAAACUCCAGUCGUCAAGGCAUCGACUCGCGAGCUGUCGUACAUAAUUUUCGUGGGCAUGAUGAUGUCGUACUCCUCGUCCCUCGCAUUCCUGGCCCCGCCGUCGACUACCUCUUGCAUCGCGGCUCGCCUCCUGCCCGGCCUCUCGUUCUCCAUGAUCUACGCGCCGCUUUUGAUAAAAACCAUCAGAAUUGCUCGCAUUUUUACCGGCAGCAAGAAGUUUAUGGUCCAAAAACCGAGAUUUAUGUCAACCUUUGUCCAAGUGGUGAUAACACUCAUCUUGAUCUUCGUCGAAGUCGUCAUCAUCGUCGCUAUGUUUAUUUCGGAGCCUCCUGGGACCGAGCGACAACAAGUGCGCGAUCGGGUGAUGCUGGAGUGCAACGCGUCCACUUUAAGCAUCACGGUUCCUCUGGCCUGGGACUUCAUUCUUGUGAUGAUGUGUACACUUUACGCCGUCAUGACCCGAAACUUGCCUGAGAAUUUCAAUGAAGCAAAGUUAAUUGGUUUCUCCAUGUACACGACCUGCGUGAUAUGGCUAGCGUGGGUUUCGAUCUACUUCGGCAGCAACCACAAGAUUAUCUGCAUGAGCGUCUGUACGUCGCUCAGCGCACUCGUCACUCUCAUCCUACUCUUCUUCCCGAAGAUCUACAUCAUAGUAUUCAGGCCGCAGCUCAACAUUCGACCAGUAACGACUAUGGAGGUCCGUGUCCAUAUUGGUUCAAAUAAGUCCUUGGGGGAAGUGGACAGAAAUGUACCUAAGAAACCAGCGGGGAGUUUCAAAGGAGUAGCGACAAUCUUGAAAGCAGGCCACUUACUGCGGCAUCCAAUCAUGACGCGCCUCAAAAGCGCACUGCACACGCCGGUCUCAGGUCCCAACGCUGGGCGACUGCAUCCCGACUUCGCCUCUUCGCCGAAAGCGGCGAAGACCAGAGGUGCCCUCAAACAAGAGGUGCCCGAAAGAUACUGACUGAAGCUCCAAGGCCGCAGCCACAUCAUUGCAACUGCCGGCGCCAGUCUUCCUCUACUCAUCAAAUGCCUUUACCAAAUUCCAUUUGUUCGGCUGCGUUAAAUGUUCUGUUUAUUUAAUAUUAUCAUAUCAAAACAGGUAUCCAGAGCAAUAGUAAAAUGGAGCCAUAGCGAACUUCAACUGCUAUCAUAAGGUGCGAUUGCGUGCAUUCUUACCGGAACAUGAUUUCUGAGUUGAGAACAUUCUGAGCUUCCAAAAGAAGUUUAAAGCAGGCUUGUGCCGGGAUAAAUCCCAGCAUUACCAUUAGUAUUAGUUUUAAUGUUUUUUUAGUCUCCGCGUACACGGACAUACGCGUUUCGGGUUACUCUCGAAAUUUUGGCGGUUUAAGAAGCGUCGAUGGCUUCCCUGUUACCGGGAUAAACAAAAAAAACGGGACACUUAGGGAAAUCAAAAGCGUGAGUAAUUUUAUUGUGACUUAUCCUUUUUAUGUUCUAAAAGUAUACUCAUAUCAAAUUGUUUGUAAUGUGUCUCCGCAAACUCGUUUCUACCAAACAUUAAAUUGAUAGAAUCCUCCAGUGGCCAGUAACCCAACUUGUCCUAUGCAGUAUUAAUAAUUAGCAUGUGACCUGUAUUUUAUACUAAUUCUGGUGUUAAGUUCUCAUGAUAACACGAAUGUAAGUUAGUCACUUCCUGAUGACUUUGCAUCAUUUUAUGUGUAAAUUUUACCUGAUUUAUCAGUGAUAUGAGCAGGGAUGUUCAAGUAUUAUUUACUGGUACAUGAUUUUCUAUCUCAUCAUAAUUCAUAACGCAGUCUGAAAACUAUGUGCCGCAUCAAUAAGGCAUCAUUGAAUCCAGUUAAACUCUCUUGAAUGAUCUUGAUAUAUCGUCAUUUCAUAGCAGUUUCAUAGUUAUUGAUAUAUCGUCAUUUCAUAGCAUUUCAUAGCAGUUCAUUUCGUCAUAGCAGUUGUAUGUUUCCUUUUUCUGAAACUGAUUUUUUAGCUAAUUGCAACCAUAAUAAACACUACACGUGUAGUGUAGUGUUCACUACACGUGAUUGUGCGAAUUAAUCUUAUUGCCUAUGAUUUAUGAAUCAAUUACUAUUUUUAAUUUCCUUUCGCGUAACUUAACCAUGCAGUUGCACUGCAUAACCCAGAGCGGAACUUUUCCUUGACAAAAUAUUUUCAUGUUUGUGUUAUAGUCCUAGGUAGAAAUCAGAGUACAUUUUCGAGCGUUUUAAAUUGCUCAGUUGUUGCCGAUUAACGCUCAGAAGAAUUAACCUUAAGGCUAAUAUACAGUAACUAUAAGUUCUGCCUUC